AUGUCUGAGCCAUCCGCUCAGUCGCCUAAAGCUCGCACGCUCAUCAGCUCCGGCUCAGCCUUCGAGGAGCAGAUCGGAUACUCACGCGCCGUCGUCACGGGCGAUUUUAUAUUUGUCUCUGGAUGUACCGGGUAUGAUUAUAAGACCGGCGCUAUAUCCCCCGACAUCGUCGAGCAGGCAGAGCAGUGUCUGGUAAACGUGGCGUCGGCGCUCGCUGAGGCGGAUUCGAGUAUAGAGGACGUCGUCCGCGUCACGUACACGGUUCCCGAGCGCGAGGCGUUUCCGAAAAUUUGGCCUGUCACGAGGAAGUGGUUUGGCAAUGCACGGCCUGCGGCUACGAUGAUCUCGGCUGGGCUCAUGAAGGAGGAGAUGAAGCUUGAGAUCGAGGUCACUGCUGUCAAGGGUUCGGCGAGGAAGUGA
Molecule: messenger RNA, 420 nt
Organism: Xylaria bambusicola
Lineage: Eukaryota; Fungi; Ascomycota; Sordariomycetes; Xylariales; Xylariaceae
Product: endoribonuclease L-PSP
Exons: 3
Coding region: 1-420 (139 amino acids)
Source: RefSeq, a predicted model, not a curated record